AUGCGCUCAUCUUUCAUUGGUCUUUUGGCCCUGCAGGCAUCUUCCGUUGUGCUUGGCAGCCCAGUUCCUGAGCCUGCCACCGCUGAAGGGUUUGAGAAGCUUGCAGCUCUCGCCCAGUCUGCUUUUGACAAGACGAAGUCGGAAGUUGAGAGCGGAGAGAUCCAGAAGCGUGGCGGCAGUUGUGCGUGGUACAAUGUCAGGGUUCGCCGAGAGUGGGGCUCUCUGAACCGACAAGAGAAGCUCGACUACAUCAAUGCAGUCAAGUGUCUGCAGUCCAAGCCGGCCCUUACACCUGCUUCAGACGCCCCCGGUGCGAAGACUCGCUUCGACGACUUUGUGGCCACCCACAUCAACCAGACCUUGACCAUCCACUACACCGCCAACUUUCUCUCUUGGCACAGAUACUUCACGUGGCAAUAUGAAGAAGCUUUAAGAAAUGAGUGUGGCUACAAGGGAACUCAGCCUUAUUGGGACUGGGCCAAAACCGCCGUCACCGGCAUGGAGAAGUCCCCCAUAUUUGACGGCAGCGACACGUCCAUGUCUGGAAACGGCGAGUUUAUCCCUGAUCGCGAGAACAUCAUCCUCACAGGACAGAACGAUCUCCCUCCGAUCGUCCUUCCUGUUGGCACGGGUGGAGGUUGUGUCACCUCUGGUCCGUUCAAAGACAUGACGGUCAAUCUUGGCCCAGCUGCUCUUGACCUCCCCGGAGGCAUCUCUGAAGCUAAUCCUGAAGGGCCUCUAUCUCACAACCCCCGCUGCCUCAAGCGUGAUCUCACAACGGACAUCAACCUUGCCUACGCCAACAUCACCGCUAUUCUGUCCAACAUCCUGAAACCACAAAACGUGAACGACUUUCAGAUGCAAAUGCAAGGCGUCCCGGGCUCCGGCAACAUCGGUAUUCACGGCGGCGGCCACUAUUCACUUGGCGGCGACCCUGGAAGGGAUGUGUUCACCUCGCCUGGCGACCCGGCCUUCUAUUUACAUCAUUCCAUGAUUGACCGAGUCUGGUGGAUGUGGCAAAUGCUCUCACCUGAAGAACGCCAAUACGGCGAGACGGCGCUGAGCGGUACCAACACUUUCUUGGAUCAGCCUCCCAGUGCCAAUGGUACCUUCGAUGACUAUCUGGAAUACGGGUGGGUUGGAGAUCUCGGUGCUGGCGGACAAGCUGAGCCGUACGUCGUCAACGCUGUCAACGUGAUUACUUUCGUUAUCAUGGUCUUCUUUUCUCCUUUGGCCAGUAUCGUUGGAAACUUGAUAGGCCUCAAAUGGAUCGUCGUCUUCGGAACUCUAGGUUACGUGCCUUACUCGGCUGCACUUUAUUGCAACUCGCUCUGGGGCACUCAAUGGUUCCUGAUUUUUGGCGCUGUUACCUGUGGGUUUUCAGCAGCUGCGUUAUGGCCUGGUGAAGCGGCGAUCGCUGUUGGGUAUCCAGAAGUUGCCAGAAGAGGCAUCUGCAUCAGCAUUUGGAUGGCUCUCGGCAAGCUUGGUUCAAUAAUCGCCACUGCCAUCCAGCUUGCUCUAAACAAAGACGGCGACACGACCGGCGCCAUCGCACCCUCGACCUACCUCGUUCUCGUGGCCAUACAGUGCCUCGGUCUUCCGCUGUCAUUCUUGCUGUCUCCUCCCGAUAAGCUGGUCCGUAAGGACGGGAAAAAGCCAGUCUUCGCCAACUCGCAACGUUCUUUCAUGACGCAACUGAAGAGUUUCCUUGCCCAGUUCAAGCGCAAGGAGGUCCUCCUGCUCAUACCAGCCUUCAUCACCGCCCAGUGGGGCGUGACUUACCAGGGCAACUACAUGGCCGCCUACUUCACGGUGCGCGCCCGCACGCUCUCCGGGUUUCUCAUCGCCGUCGUCGGUGCCAUUUCCAACCUCCUUGCUGGCUGGUGGCUGGACACGAAGCACCUACGAAGGACGACGCAGGCGCGGUGGAGUUGGUACUUCCUCCUGGCAUUGUUCACACUCGUCUGGAUCUGGAACAUUGUCGUGCAAGAGCGGUGGGCGCGCGAGAGCCCAGUUGAGAUCGACUGGAGCAGCCCCAAUUUUGGAGAAGGCGUUGCGAUCUUUAUUCUUUACCGUAUCGCGUACGAGACCAUCGGUGUCUGGCUAUACUGGACGCUUGGCACCUUUGAUGUCGAAGCUGAUACCAUUGCCUUGUCGAUGGGUGUUCUUCGUUCAGGAGAGUCAGUUGGAUCGGCGUUGUCGUAUGCUGUCGGAUCAGUCCGAAGUGCCUCUCUGAUGACAAAUUUGAUCGUGUCUGUCGUGGUUUUCUACGUCGCAGUGCCUGCCACCACUUGGGCAGCUCUCCUCGUCAAAGACAGACUUCCCGGGGAGUUGAGUUCUGACAGUGAUUUCGAUUCCAACGAGCAACUGCCUGCACCAGGAGCUGAUACAGAGAGAGUUCAGGUCGGAUAUGUUGCUAAAUCAUAA
Colletotrichum karsti is the source of this 2427-nucleotide messenger RNA. Its product is annotated as duf895 domain membrane protein. Gene Ontology annotation, molecular function: transmembrane transporter activity; oxidoreductase activity. The coding region runs from base 1 to 2427 and encodes 808 amino acids. Lineage: Eukaryota; Fungi; Ascomycota; Sordariomycetes; Glomerellales; Glomerellaceae. Gene Ontology annotation, biological process: transmembrane transport. The record is from RefSeq and is a predicted model, not a curated record. The transcript has 9 exons.